This is a messenger RNA of Polychytrium aggregatum, 771 nucleotides long. RefSeq names its product PWI domain-containing protein. The transcript is spliced from 6 exons. Gene Ontology annotation, biological process: regulation of mRNA splicing, via spliceosome; mRNA processing. The record is from RefSeq and is a predicted model, not a curated record. Gene Ontology annotation, molecular function: RNA binding. Lineage: Eukaryota; Fungi; Chytridiomycota; Chytridiomycetes; Polychytriales. The coding region runs from base 1 to 771 and encodes 256 amino acids. Gene Ontology annotation, cellular component: spliceosomal complex.
AUGGGCGACGCCGGGUUCUUCAAGGGAACGAGCGCUGAUCAAGAUGCUCGGUUCGAGAAUAAAGAAAAGAAGCUUCUCAAAAACACACGAUUUCCCGCUAUUUUCAGCACUAAGGUCGAUUUCGCAAAAGUCAACAUGGAUGUCAUGCGCCAAUGGAUCGCCCGUCAAGUCACAAAGUAUCUGCAUCGCGACGAUGAAGUUGUGGUCGAUUUUGUCUUCGAGCUGUUGGAAGCUGCGGAUCCUGAUCCAAGGCAGAUGCAGAUUUCAUUAACGGGAUUCCUCGAGAGAAACACACCGGCUUUCAUGGAGGAGCUUUGGACUCUUUGCGACAGCGCCCAGAACAACCCCUCGCGCAUCCCUCAACAGUUCAUCGAUGAGCAGAUCAAAUUGGCGGAGGCCGCAAGGGCCGACGCAGUCGCUUCAGCGACAACCCUUCCAGUGAUCCGCCGAAAGUCCAUGAACUUCCACCAGCACCGCCUCGUCCAGAGCCCUCUGGUCCUUCAAAACCAGAAGUUCGGAGUGCUGAUGAUCGAUCGGGAAGAGACAGUCCUCGACGAGAUUCUGGCAGCCUCCAUAGCCAAAGACAGAGCCAUCAUAGCCAAAGGCAGAGUCAUCAUAGCGGUGGCUACCUUGCUAGAAGAGACUCGAAACGUGGCCACAGUCGAAGUCGCAGCAGGAGCAGAAACAGAAGCAGAAACAGAAAUCGCGAUCGAAGCCGAAGCCGAAGCCUUAGUCGAGAUCACCACCGCCGCCGCCACCACCGCAGAGUAA